AUGAUGUCCUACUCUGUCAUCGACGAGAAGAAAGACCGCUUUAUCAAAAAAUUCGAGGAAAAAAGGGAUGCUAUUGUGGCGAAGAGGGCAGCAAGCAACAUUCCCAAACCGACGAUUGUUUCUCAAGCAUCCACGCCAAUCACAAGCGAAGAACGAGUGGCCAUCGUGAGAAACCUCUUUCGAAAUGCUACAGAAAACGAACUGGCCGUCUAUGCCUCUCUACUGGCCGAAGGAAAAUUUUGCUCGGUUGGCCGAACUGGAACGAGAGAAGAAUGCGAAGCCACGGGACCAGAGUUGCAACGAAUUCGAGAAGUCUCGUUGCUGUCGAAGGAUCCAAAGACGAUAGACUUUCUGGUGCCAGCCACACUGGAAACGGCUCGGAAGGAGCAAAGUCAGCACAUUCUCGAA
Molecule: messenger RNA, 408 nt
Organism: Ostertagia ostertagi
Lineage: Eukaryota; Metazoa; Nematoda; Chromadorea; Rhabditida; Trichostrongylidae
Source: the annotation of a GenBank genome assembly